This is a messenger RNA of Penicillium mononematosum, 2028 nucleotides long. Its product is annotated as Zn(II)2Cys6 transcription factor domain-containing protein. Gene Ontology annotation, biological process: regulation of DNA-templated transcription. The transcript has 3 exons. The record is from RefSeq and is a predicted model, not a curated record. Gene Ontology annotation, molecular function: DNA-binding transcription factor activity, RNA polymerase II-specific; zinc ion binding. Bases 1 to 2028 code for a protein of 675 amino acids. NCBI's taxonomy places the organism in Eukaryota, Fungi, Ascomycota, Eurotiomycetes, Eurotiales, Aspergillaceae.
AUGGUCUACUGCGGUCGUCCUUCAACAAGUUGCAACAAUUGUCGCGCCAAGAAGAGAAGAUGCGACAAAGCAGUCCCAGAAUGCGGCCAAUGUUGUCGCACGGGUGAGAAAUGCCACGGGUACAGAGAUCCCUCAAGCCUCAUCUUUCGCGAUGAGAGCACCCAGGUCAUCAACCGCGCCCGCUCAAAAGUCUCCAAGAGGGCUUUGACGGCCACCCCAACCGACCGCCUCUCGGUGGAGCGCACAGCCCCACGACAGGCACAGAACCAACAACAAUACACCUCCGCACCGGACUAUCACGCCAGCCGCCCCUCCGAUGUCGUCGACGAGACCAUGCUGGACAUGAGCGACGUCGAUGUCGGAGCCGGGAUGUUCGCCGGCGGCAGCUUCAUGCCCGAGUUGAUGAGCUUCCACGACCCCUGCAACCCGGAUGAGACUGGGCUCUUCUCCCUCCAUCACGGAGCCUCGCCCAGCGCCAUGCCGGUAUCGGGCGACGGUCCUGGAUCCGCUGCUUCUGUUCCUGCCUCCGUGUCUGGGCGUCGCUCCCGUGUCGGCGCUUCUAGCAUAGGCGGCGACGAUGUGGCUCUCGAUCAGUUCCCUGUUGACGGCAGCAACCGGGGCGACCGCCAACGGCUAGAACACAACAACUUCACCAGCAGUCAGCCCGAGGUCAUAGCGCGUCCCUUCUCCUUGCCUCUCGACAUCAUCGGUCUCGAUUUCUUCCUCUCUCACUACGUCGUCCGGCAGUCCGGUCCCUCCUCCGGCUUCUUCGACUACGUUCCGGGCAUGCUGGCGCAAGACGACGGCGGCAAUGACAUGCUCGAGGGUGCCAUUCUGGCUGUCGGUUUCAGUGGGCUCGCUCGCACCACUAGCCAGGUCGACCUGUUGACCCGGUCCAUGAUGAUGUACACCCGCACCAUGGAGCGUGUUAAUCUCGCCGUCGCCGACCCCCAGGCCGCCCGUCGCGACAGCACCAUCGUCUCUGUCCUCGUCCUCGCCCUCUACGAGUUCAGCAAGGCCUCUAUCGACGGUUGGAAGCACCACACUGAGGGUGCCACUUCGCUCCUCAACCUGCGCGGCCGCUCCCAGUUCUCCACCUCGACCGGCCUGCAGAUCUUCAAGGAUGUCUUCUCCCAGCUCCUCAUUAACUGCCUACGCUCCGGCUCGCCUAUGCCCUCGAGCCUACGCAUGCUGCGCAUCGAGGCUGCCAACGCCAUCGGCGUCUCGGAUCCCUACUGGGUCGCCUGCAGCGGCAUGAUCGAGCUUCUGGAUCUCUACCAGCACAUUUCCCCGGGCGGCUACUCGUUCUUUCCCAACUCUUUCGGCGCCUCCUCCUCCGGUCUCGCUGCCCCUUCCGAUUCCUCCAACCCCCCCCUCUACUGCAUCCGGUUCUUCCCCCGCCUCUACCUCCAUGCUCUCCGGUCCUCUCAAGGCACCUUCUCCAAGUGCCCUUCCGAGUGGCAGUUCACCGCCAAAUCCAACUCGUCCAGCAACAGCUACGAUCCGACUCGUAGCUGGCGCGACGUCAACCACAUCUACCACGAUGUCUGGAUCGCCUCCGUCUGGAACAGCAUGCGCGUCUGCCGCAUCCUCGCCAACCACGCCAUCAGCCACCUCCUCCUCCGCGGCGCUAACACCGACAGCAACUGGUUCUUCGCCAACAACUACGCCGACCGUCUGCACCAGGCCACCCAGACCAUCGUCCGCCUGCGCGACGAGAUUCUCGCCUCCGUGCCCCAGCUCAUGGGCUACGCCACUUCCCCGGCGCAGGAGCUGCAGCAGCAGCAGCAGCAGAAGCAGGCGCAGCAGCACGAGCGCUCCAAGAACAACGCCGGCUCGGCGGUCGGCGGCUACUUUGCCUGCUGGGUUCUCCUCACUGUGGGCUGCAUGCACAACCUCGGCCACGAGACCCGUACGUGGACUGUCGCCCAGUUGCGCAGAAUCAGUUGCCAAGCAGGUCUUGCGCAGGCAGAUGAUUUCGCCAACUUUGUUGAAUCAAGCAACCUCCGUCCACCAUUGAGUGGAUAG